Pocillopora damicornis (cauliflower coral) is the source of this 927-nucleotide messenger RNA. RefSeq lists its product as uncharacterized. The record is from RefSeq and is a predicted model, not a curated record. NCBI's taxonomy places the organism in Eukaryota, Metazoa, Cnidaria, Anthozoa, Scleractinia, Pocilloporidae.
AAUGAGCAUCUUUGCUUUACAUCACGAAUUCGCAAAUUUAUUUGCAAUUUUCCUCUGAUCGCUGUAAUAUGGAGUGGGAAAGCAAAUUUUCUUCAAUCGUACGUGAAACAGAGACGAAUUUAGCGAGAGUUCGGGACCGCCUGGGUUCUUUAAGCAAAACAAAAGAAUCGGGUCGGUCAAGGGGAAACCAUUUUGGCGCCUCCAUAAGUCCAGGGAACCUUCGAUCUCAGACUUCCCGAAGUCCUCAUAUUUCAGCUAUGGCUUGGGAUAAACUCAGCCCUGUGAAAACUGUUGGCAUGGCAACUAGUGUUCCCUCAAGUCAGGCAUCACCUGCUCUUGUUAAUGCAUUGUUUGAAAGGGUUGAGGAACAAGCUGAGCUAGUGAGUCAUUUAAGUGACACCGUCAGGGGACUUGAGAAAGAGAGAGAAACUCAUGCUGUAGAGAUCAAGAGAAUGAGAGAUGAAAUAAACAGACUGAAUGAAAGGCUAAGAGAAAAGGGAGUAGACAUUGAAACAGAACGAAAGUUAGAGCAAUUUAAGCAAGAUGUAUAUAGCCAGCUGGAAUUUGUCCAAAGCCAAUCCAAGUUAAGACAGAGUGCAAGUGAAAACUCCCAUCGCAGUGAUCCAUCUGUCAUCAAUGAAGCGAGAAGAGUUAUAGAAGAUGAGACAGAAUCUUUACAAAGAGAUAUUGAACAUCUUAAAACAAAGAUGGGUAAGCAAAACUUAUUUUUUCAUCAUAAUUAAUCAAUCAGUCAGUCAUUGAAUUAAAAGUAAGUGAGCGAGUUAGUGUGUCUGUCAGUCAGUCAGUCAAUCAGACAGUCAGUCACUCAGUGACCUCAGACAAGUGAGAGUGUCUGUCAGUUAGUCAAUCAGAUAGUGAGUCACCCAAUGAACUCAGACAGUAAGUUACAUUGUAUGAAAUCAGUCA